Molecule: messenger RNA, 13548 nt
Organism: Phyllostomus discolor (pale spear-nosed bat)
Lineage: Eukaryota; Metazoa; Chordata; Mammalia; Chiroptera; Phyllostomidae
Gene: INO80D
Product: INO80 complex subunit D
Exons: 11
Coding region: 253-3336 (1027 amino acids)
Cellular component (GO): nucleus
Source: RefSeq, a predicted model, not a curated record
GCCCGGCCCACAUCCCCGGGCUCCCGUAAGGCGGCGGGCUGGGCCGCGCAGGCAGGGCGGGCGGCGAGCGCGCUUACGUGAGACCGGGGAUUCGCCGGCCUGCGCCAGGCCCCGGACACAGGAUGGAGGGACAAUCUGCGUCAUCUUGAUUCUGCAGCAUUCCAAAGUGUGGUAUCCUUGGGGUUCUCUUAACAUUGCUAUGGUGCAGAAGAUUUAAAAUCAGCUGAUGUUCACAAGGAAUAGAGUCACGUGAUGUAUGAAGGGAAACAUAUACACUUCUCUGAGGUUGACAAUAAGCCCUUGUGCUCGUAUAGCCCCAAACUGUGCAAGCAGCGGCGACUCAACGGCUACGCUUUCUGUAUCAGACACGUUCUGGAGGACAAGACUGCCCCCUUCAAGCAAUGUGAAUAUGUGGCCAAGUAUAACAGCCAACGCUGCACCAACCCCAUCCCCAAAUCAGAGGAUCGUAGGUACUGCAACAGCCACUUGCAGGUACUUGGCUUUAUCCCGAAAAAAGAGAGGAAGAAAAAGAAUGAUCCUAUAGAUGAGGUAAAGGUCAGGCACCAGAUGGAUACCAUGGCCUUUAGCCUGACGGUGCCCACAUUGGCCUUGAAGGUGCCCAAUGGACUGGAUGGAAUGUCCCUCUCUCCACCAGGGGCAAGAGUCCCUCUCCACUACCUGGAAACUGAGUUGGAAGACCCGUUUGCUUUCAACGAGGAAGAUGAUGACCUGAAGAAAGGGGCAACUGUGAGAAAGAAGUUGCAGAGCAAGCUGGCCCAGAAUCGGCAGCGCCAGAGAGAGACAGAGAUUUUAAAAGUUCGACAAGAGCACUUUAGUCCCCCUCCUGCACCUUCACAGCAGCAGCCUCCACAGCAGCACUCCCACCUGUCACCUUUAUCCACUUCUGUAAAACCUCCAGCGCCACCGCAGGGUUUAGUCUGCAAGUCACCUCAACCUCAGAACACCAGCCUACCACUGCAGGGAGUGGCCCCCACCACACACACUAUAGCACAAGCGAGGCAGUUGUCUCACAAGAGGCCUCUGCCCCUCCUGCCAUCAAGUAGGGCUCCUGUUGCGGACCCACCCAGGACUGACCGGGUCCUUAUGAAAGCCACAGCCUUGUCUCCACACUUCUCUUGUAUAAGUCGACUGCAGAGACUGGUGAAACUGUGCACCCAAAAACAUCAGUUGGACACUGAUCUGUUUCCCCACUUAGGGCUGGACUGGUCUGAAGAGAGCGGAGAGGAACUGGAGGACUCAGAGGAGGCCUCACCAUACCAGGUUGCAUGGUCCAUCCGAGAAACCCUCAGACAUGAGAGACACACGUCAGAUGAUGAAGAUACGGAGAGUAGGAGCUCCAGGGUGACCCAACUUUGCACUUACUUUCAGCAGAAAUAUAAGCACCUCUGCCGCUUGGAGCGGGCAGAAUCGCGUCAAAAGAAAUGCCGGCACACAUUUAGAAAAGCCUUGCUGCAGGCGGCCAGCAGAGAACCGGAGUGUACUGGGCAGUUACUGCAGGAACUGCAGAGAGCGGCGUGCAGCCGGACCAGCGUAAGCCAGACCAAGCUGAGGGAGGUGGAGCCAGCAGCCUGCAGUGGAACGGCGAAGGGUGAACCGUGUGCUAACAGAGCCCUUCCAUUCACCAGACAUUGUUUCCAACAUAUCCUCUUGAACCGCUCUCAGCAGCUCUUCUCAAGUUGCACGGCCAAGUUUGCAGAUGGCCAGCAGUGCUCUGUGCCUGUUUUUGACAUCACGCACCAGACACCUCUGUGUGAAGAACAUGCCAAAAAAAUGGAUAAUUUCUUGAGAGGAGAUAGCUCCCGCAAAGUUCAGCACCAGCAGCAGAGGAAACCCAGGAAAAAAACCAAGCCUCCUGCACUUACCAAAAAACACAAGAAGAAGCGAAGGCGUGGACCUCGUCGACCCCAAAAACCCAUUCCCCCUGCAGUCCCCCAAGGGAACCUCAGCAUGCCCACCAGCGUCUCACUGCCAGUGGAGGCCUCCCAGAUCCGGAGCCCGUCCACGCCAGAGCUGAGUGCUGAUGAGUUGCCGGAUGACAUUGCCAAUGAGAUCACUGACAUUCCACACGACUUGGAAUUGAACCAGGAGGACUUUUCAGACGUCCUGCCACGGCUGCCUGAUGACUUACAGGAUUUUGAUUUUUUUGAAGGAAAGAAUGGAGACCUCCUCCCAACGACCGAAGAGGCUGAGGAACUUGAACGGGCCUUGCAGGCUGUAACUUCUCUCGAGUGCCUGAGUACCAUUGGGGUACUUACCCAGUCAGAUGGUGUGCCAGUCCAGGAGCUGUCCGACAGAGGAAUGGGGGUGUUCUCCACAGGUACUGGAGCUUCAGGAAUUCAGUCCCUGAGCCGAGAAGUCAACACGGACCUAGGGGAGCUGUUGAAUGGGCGCAUAGUCCAUGAUAAUUUUUCUAGUCUAGAGCUGGAUGAGAACCUGCUCCGUUCUGCUACCUUGUCUAACCCACCUACACCCCUGGCAGGGCAGAUCCAGGGGCAGUUCUCUGCCCCAGCCAACGUCGGCCUUACUUCUGCCACUCUGAUCAGCCAGAGUGCACUUGGGGAGAGAGCCUUCCCAGGACAGUUUCAUGGACUUCAUGAUGGCAGCCAUGCCUCCCAGAGGCCACAUCCUGCCCAGCUGCUGAGCAAGGCAGAUGACCUAAUCACCUCACGACAGCAAUACAGCAGUGAUCAUUCACACUCCUCGCCCCAUGGAAGCCAUUAUGAUAGUGAGCACGUGCCGUCUCCCUACAGUGACCAUAUCACCUCUCCCCACACGACAUCUUACUCUGGUGAUAAUAUGGCAGCUACCUUUUCAGCAGAGAUGCCCAUCAUGGCACAGCACUUGCUCCCACCCCAACUUGAGGUGCCACUUGGAGGAGUCGUCAACCCCAGAACUCACUGGGGCAAUCUCCCUGUCAACCUUGGAGAUCCCUCUCCAUUUAGCAACCUUCUGGACGCAGAUGGACAUCUUCUUUCCACUUCCCUAUCCACGCCACCCACCACUUCGAACUCAGAGACCACACAGCCUGCCUUCGCCACCGUGACCCCCAGCAGCUCCAGCGUGCUUCCGGGGUUGCCGCAGACCAGCUUCAGUGGCAUGGGGCCUUCUGCGGAACUCAUGGCCUCCACCUCUCCCAAGCAGCAACUCCCUCAGUUCAGCGCAGCCUUCGGCCACCAGCUGAGUUCUCACAGUGGCAUUCCCAAGGACCUGCAGCCCAGCCACAGUUCAAUAGCCCCUCCUACAGGCUUCACAGUAACAGGUGCCACAGCUACAAGUACCAAUAAUGCGUCCUCUCCCUUUACCUCCCCUAACUGAGCGUGUCUGUGUGUUUGCAGGCAAGUGGGGAACCUGGUGUUUUCUAUCUUUGUUUCCUCCUUAUCGCCCCUUCCCCUUUUCCUAAAGAAGAUUUUAAAAAUAACAGAUGGGGACUCGAGGGGACCCCCUUCUCCAGUUAAACAAGUUGCCCUGCAGUGGACCUCGCUUCAGUGUUCACAUGUGCUCCGCGCACUGGUGCUCAUUCCCUCCUGGCAGGUUCACUCCCCCAUGGUUUCCUCAGUGGCUCAGCACAGUGACUGCAUAGAAUUGACUUUCAGCAGCAAGUCCUAGAAGUGGAAGAUACCUCAGAUUACCAGUGCCCUUUACUAUUUCCUAGUAUUCAGAUCAAUGCUUUCCAUUCUCUCACCGGGUCUUUACAUAGGUGGUUCCAGAUAGAAUGAUCCUAGUCACCGAGUCCCUGUGUGUAAGACAUAGCCAGUGGUAUGUAGAGGCAGAUCAAGGCUCUGACUUAGCACCAACUGCUAAAUACCACGUGAGGCCAGGAUUCCAUUCCUAAUUGUGAUCAUGUUUAAUUAAAAAGAAAAAAUUGGUCUUUUGACUGCCUAUGUGUAUGUGUGCACCCACACGUGUGUUUUGUGCAGGGCAGGAAACAGCUGUCCCAUUGUUUUCUUUUUUUUUCCGAAUGAGUGAGUAUAUAAGGCUCUUUCUUCUUUCCCACAUCUCACAGCCCUAAUAAGGCUGGUCAUUCUCACCCACUGAGUUAACUAAGUUUCCUGAAUAGAGAGGGUGGUGGUCUGGUCACGGGAGUAGUGCAACCCUUUUCUGCUGAGUUAGCCAGGAACACAAAAGAGGUGAAUUCACGGCAGUGCCGUGGGGAUGUCGUGAAAAGCUUGCCUGGAAUGACUGUGGGGUUGCUGAGAUACUGAGGUCUGCUGGUUAUAUUGCCUUUUAGACAUGCAUUUGUUCCUAAGUCCCUCUGUCUUGGAAUACAUUCACAAGGUGUAAUUAAAGAAAAUAUUUCUGUGUGAAAAGCAGGAUAGGUCAGAUAGAUUUGGAAAGAUGGCAUCUGUGAACUUUUUGAUCCGUCUUUUGCUUUUGAAUUUUUCAUGUUUACAGUAGUGCUUCUUUGGUAAGAUUUGUAAAAUGUUGCAGACACUUGUAGAAUCAGUGUACCAGUUGUGAAGUGAUAUGUACUAUCUGAAGGAUACACAUUUUAAAGUUUUUUCAAAAACAGAUUAUGGAAAUGAGACAUAAAUUUUAUCCAUCCUUUGGUACUUUUAAAAUAGUUCAAGUGGUUAAGUUUUAAGUUUAGGGAAGUUGUCUUAAAGUACCAAGAUUUUAGGCUUAAAAUUCAUAUUGGGUAGUUUAGUAAAUUGGUGGCUACCAAACGAGUAUGUGAGUUUCCUUUUUACCUGCCUUCUCCCCGGCCCUCCCCCUCCCCCAGAAGGGCGGAACUAGAUUUUAAAGGCGGCUGUCUCCUGCUUUUGCUGAGACAGUUCACUGUCCCCUGAGAUAACCAUUGGGUAUAAAUACCUGAGUCUAGUCUAAUUUACAUAUAUAUUUUAAAAGAUGAGGUAGAGAGAACGUAUCUAUUAAUGAUGUGAUAUAAUGUUUCAUUUGUCAGGGAAUAUUUGAUCUUAAUUCCUUUUCAAUAAGUAAAGAUUUGGAUGUAUUUUCCUACUUCCUAUAUGUAUUCUCUUUAUGCCAUGCUACUUUUAACCAGUCCCUUCUUUUGAAAGCUUUUCUUUCUCUGCUUUUUAAAGGAAUGAUGGUGAUCAGCAGGCAUUGUGCAGAUAUUACGUGACUGAGAUUUUGGAGGGGAAAGGUCACAUGACUGUAUGAAACCAUUAUAUGCCCUAUUUUGUAUUUAUUGAAGUUUCUUUUCGUGGGCCAAAAAUAUGUUUGUAAUAUAUUUAGUUUUUUUUUAAAUCAUGAUAAUUGAUUGGAAGAUUUAUUUUUAAUAGCUUUGCCUUUUUUGCAGAUUGAGAAAUUUCUAAAUUAUAAAUUAUGUCACAAAGCAAAAUUAUAUUUGGUAUCACCAUAAAUUUCUAUUCUGAAUGGUGAGAACAGAUCAACUGAACAUUUCUCACCUGUGAAACCUAUGUUAGUAAGCUUUUUUAUUUUAAUGUACUGUAACGAAAUGAUUGAGUAGUUACUUCUGCUCAAAGGUGUCAGUUCGCUAAACUCUUUUCACACCCCAUUAUAAUAGCUCUCCAUUCCCAGCAAUACGAUUUCAUCUCCAUCAUGUACUCAUUAGAGAUUGUAGCAGAGCAGCGCACUGACUCUCUUAUCAGCCUUUCUUUGACAGCAAAGGGAAAGUCACGGUAGUCAUUUUCAGCUUCUCUGGCUAUUUGUCCCUCGCGGGAGCUGCUUAAAAUUCUUCAGUUAUCAAAGCUGAGUUUGCAGUAAGUUGCACAUUUUAUUGUUUGCAAUUUUCUGUUUUUUGUGCAUUUAAAAGCCCUUUCCUGCUUUCUGGUAAGGAGGCAAGAAGUGAUCAGGAAUGUUGCCAGUUAUAGCUUCGCACCAAAAACUUUGAGUACAUUCAUUUCUGUGUAGAUGCCCCAGGUAAUAGCCGAAGAAAGGGCAUCCCGUAGACAGUACCAGUAGGCUUGAGGAAUUAGUUAAAAAAAAUUUGUCCCCCUCUCAUUUCAUCUACUUCCAAACUAAUACCCAAGCUUGCAAUUUGUUUUGCGCUUGCUGUUUCUUGAGUCCCUUUUCAGAAGAGAGAACCCCUGUGAACCCAGAGAUACACAUUAUGUUUUUCUCGUAGCUAAGGGAGCAAUUCUGGUCUAUUAGUAAUAGGUUUGCUUAAUAUGUAGAGAAAGGAAUGAAGUGUCUUUUACCCCAGAAAUAUGAAAACUAGUAUCUUUUAAAAUAGCACUUAUGCUAUAAUAAGGCAAUACUGGAGUCAAAAACAUUUUAUAUAAGGUCCUAAUAUAAGUGGGAGCUACCUUUUAUUCUAGUGUUAAACUCAUGAGAAGUAGUGGUAAAGAAAGUUCAUUCUUUCUGCAGUUCUUUGGGACCAUUUAUAAAGGCCAGUUAGAUUGUUAAUGUGAUUGAAUUUACAGAGUUGCUGCAGUUAAUGGAUACAUUCUGUGUUCUGAAAAUCUGAAUUCCAUUCUAAUGUAUGAUACUCAUUGGCUGUGAUCUAUAGCAUCCGAAGAAAAGAUGUGUUUUUCUCUUCUUUACUCUCUUUACAUAAUUGUUAAUAUUAUUUUAAUUAAAGUACUUAAGACAUUGUUUUUUCCCUCUGUUAAAAAUGGCUUAGCAAUUUGCACAUCUGGUUAGGUUAUGUAGCUAGUAAACAAUUCACAAUAGUUAAUAGCAAUUACACUUUACUCACCAAGUAACAGACUAUGCAAUGAAAAGAUUUUCUAAUUAUCACCACAUAGCUUACACGGCGGAGGAUUGUGUUCUCCAGUGAGCUACCGUGUGAGGUGUGACUGCUUUACACACUCCCUCCUGAGCAAUUCCAUGUUGGCAGGCAGCGUGGCGUGUCCAGUGUCCCUCCGUGAAGAGAUAAGUUAAGGAGAAGCAAAUAGUAGGUGUGGAGAUAAAGCUGGAAAUAUUUUUUUCUUAAAACUGUAGUUAAUGUCUUGAGUGGCUUCAGGCUAGAGAAAGCUAAUACUUUAUCUUUGCCAAAUAAUUAUUUAUAAGAAUUACUUCUUAAAUAAGCCCAGUCCCUCAGCUGCAAGUUAGGAAGCAUCGUUUUCUGUGACUGACACUAAAGCUUUUCUUGACCGUUCUCAACACAUGAUCACAGCCGAGAGGAGCAAAGACAGUUCUUUGAUUUGGAAAGGGACGGUGUCUGUGAUACACCCUGUCAACACGGUGUUCUUCUUGUGUGAAAGAAUUCCUAGUUCUGCCGGCCUGCACCGUUCGGUUUUCAUCCGCGGGCACUGGAAUUUGCGUGCUUGUAGGGAAGUCCUGUGCUGGCAGCUCACGGACACCCGCCGGCAGCCCCCCUUGUGGGUUUGGGUCUCGGGGGUGCCGGCCAUGGUUGGUAGGCUUCCUCAGCAGUGUUUGUGUGAGGCAGCUGCCUUUUCUCCAAGUUAAUUCAAAAGGUUUGUUGUGGAUUGGUAUUGUAAAAAGAUGAGGCUAUUAAUAACACUAAACUAAUUAUUUAAUAGGUUUAAAAUUCAUUUAAAAAAUUUUUUUAGGUGUUUCCAUUUUCAUCCUUUUUCUUUUUAGCCUUCUUUUAAUAUUCAAUUAAAUUCUGUUUGUAAUCUGGUAUGUAUACAAUAAUCUAAUAUUAAUUUCUUCUAAAUGGUCAACAGACCUCUCUAUUUUAUUGAGGCAAUUUAAAGUAUUCCUAGAAAGAAAAUAGUAGUCUUACCAAACAGUCUUCUUCAUUUGUAUCUCUUUCAUCACCAACAUUUACAUCACUCCAAGACCUUUUUUCUGACAGAUAUAUCUCCAGGGGGUAGGGGUGAGGGACGGGAAUAUAUGUAUAUGAUAGAACUUCGGUAUUUUUUCCCUCUCUUAAUACAUUGAAAAGAAUUGAAUCUUCACUGGCAUUCUAUAGAAAGGUAAAACAAUUUAAUGACUUCUUAGUAUCUUGAAUGUUAUAAGGUUUCCAGUAUGUUCUGGAGAGAUCCAAAAUCCAUGUUUAGUAGAUGAAAGUAAGAUUUUAAAUGCUGUCUUUCAAAAGAUUUGUAGUAAAAUACCAGUAAAGAACAUACUCAUUUCCCCCUGACCAGUGAGGUAGGAAAGAGAACAAAACAUAAAUGAAUAAUUAUGUCUCAUUAAUGCAAAAAUUGUGGGUGAAAUUUAGAGAGCCUUAUUUCCAAAUAACAGAAAUUCUCUUUUUACUCCAGCUCUUACUGUGUGUUAGCUUUCCUCUCUCUGCACUGUGACACAGAGCUAAUAAAAGGAAAUAUGGCCUGAGAGAGAGCGCAAAUUUGGUAUGGCUUUCUUUACCUUAGGUCCUGGAUCUUGGGAAUGUUUGGUUCCUUUCAAUGGCAGAGUUUUUGGUGAUGUAAAGUUUAGUCUGCAAAACAAUCUAAUAAGAAAACCUGUCUAACUCUUUCUUAGUGAGCUCUGCAGGGCAGCCCGGCUUUCCUUCCCUUUGUUUCCCUCUCCUGCUUGCGUGCCCAGCCCAGCCCAGCCCAGCCCAGCGCAGCCCUGAAGAGUACCCGCACACAAUAUCCACAGUCUGUACUGAUCCUGGCCUGAGAGUAACAGAAUCCUCUUCUUUCACUCGUUUUUUGUUUUAUUUGUUGUUUUUAAGCUGGGGACCACUGAAGUAAGCUCUGUAUGCACCCAAAGUUCCCCUUGGAAAAAUUUUCAACCUGCAGUGCAGAAGGCUCCAGUGCAGCUAAAAGCCACGCCGUUGCUUUUGCUUGGGGAUUGGACUGAUGUGCCCUGACGUGGCUCCACCUGCCUCACUGAGGUCCAGUGGGCUCCAGCGGAGAGGUGGGGACGUUGUGUUCAUCUGCCUGGAAGGGCUGAAUCAGUUCCUCUCAACAGUGAUAGUUCUUUUCACUGUACAGUGUUGAGUAUGUCUCAGGGAUUCCUUGUGGAAAUUAGGGCAGAUUUUAAAAUAAGAAAAUAGUUUUCAAGAAACUAAAGGUGACUCAUCAUUGAAGAGAGCGCAAGAAAGAGAAAACAUUUGGUUUCAUAGCCCACAGUGUCUUGCAUAGGACUUUUUUCCUUUCUCCUUCAGCCUCUCAUCUCAGCUUCAGCAUUCAGAAUCCUUCCCAUCAUGCACAGCUUUAAAACUUUUAUUUAAAAAUCUCCUUCCCCAAUGAGCUUUCAGAAAACUUAUUGUAGAUUUUAAGAGAAAAGGUAUAUUAAUUUAUGCUAUUAACAUCACCUCAUAAAUUAUAAGUUUUAUACUAAAGCUGUAUUGAGUGUAAUGAGUUACGUUGCCUAUGUGUUUAAUAGCUAAAAAAUUAUAUAUGAGCUUUUUUUUUUUUUUUUUUUUGACAAAACAAACUAGUGAAGCACCUUUUUACACUGGAUCUCUGCCGUGUCAAGGUGUAUAGCUAUCCUUUGCUACCUUGCAGAUAUAAAAUAAAAGGAUAUCCUGGGGCCUCCAAAUGUAGAACACCUUUAGACCAUGUAUUACUGCUCAUAGAACUGUUGAGAAUCAUGUUUCUUUAGUAAGUGAUCUGUGGUUUACACUUAAGAUGGCUAGAUGCUUAGUUACAGGGUAAAUAGAAAUACAUAGAUCAAGUACAAUUCCCAACUACUGUAGCCGGCAUUUGUAAACUAAGUUUUUACAACCUCUUUUAUUUCCUAUGGAUUCAUUCAUUAAUUUACAGUUGAUUCUGUAAGUUGGGAAGUAAAAUAGAGAAAUAAUAAGUCUAGAUGUUCUCAGUGUCUUAUUCAGGAAUCUUUUUAUCCCUCCUCACUAAGGAAUUCCCACUGUGACUUAAAAAUAGAAUUAAAUUUCUUGUGUGCAUGUAUAUGUUUGUGCUUUUACACACAUGCAGAAAUAUACAUUGGGUGCACGUGUGUGAGAGAUGAGUGUGUGCUUCGGUAAAAGUAGAGAAAAGUUACGGAAUGUAUCGGAGAAAUACGACUGACUUCGUUGAGGGUAUUGGAGUUACCUUCUCAGUGUCUCUGUUGUACAGACACACCAAAUUCUUCAUGCUUUCUUAUGUGAAAAGGCUAGCUCUGAUAUCAUGUGCAUUUUAGUCUAGCAUAUUGAUUAACUUAUAUUACACUGUGUUUUUAAAAUGACAUGAGAAACAGCAGGCUCUAAGACCAGCCUCUCACUUUUGAGCAUAAAAAUAAGAACUGUGUUUAUCUAUUGGGGAGAUGGGACCAGAAAUCAGUUACAUCUUUUUUUUUUUACAUCGAUAGAUUUCUUCAUACUCUGAGUUAGAAAAUAUUGCUGAUUAUCUUUUCUUGGUGAAGUUUAGAAAAUAACAGGCCUUUUGUAAAGAAUGCCAAUUUUUUUUGAAGGGGCUGCUUCGUUUCAGGAGUUGGUGGGAUCAUUUCAUCGUGCGUAUCUCAAAACAGGAUUUCAGUUAUUUCCAAAAAUGGACAAAAGUUACUCAGUUGUGCUAUUAUUUGUGAAGUUAGCGUGCCCUCCUCCCCCUACAUUUUGGCUAUAGGAAAAAAUACGCUGCCCUUGACUUGAUUCGUAUGGAAUUAAACAUUGCUGUAUUUUGAGGUGUGCCAUUUUGCUGUACAUUCAUUACUGAAGUAUCUGGUGGUCUAAAAUAAUUAAAACUAGAGUUGUUAUUAAAUGCUCCGGUCAUGUUUAUUUUUAAUAUGAAAGAAUCAUGUCCUUUGAACUAUGUCAAAACAACUUCUGAUAAUACACCUGAGUUUGUAGUUACCUUUGAAGCCUCAUCCAUCUUAUAUAUAGUCAAGACCUAGGAAAGCUUUAUAUGUUUUUUUUUUACAGUUGUAUUUUUUGUAGCAUCUCCCAAUUCCAUUCACUCUUGUUUUAUGGAUUUUUAAAAAUCUGCAUAUUUCUUGUAUAUAUGCAUGCAAAUGAAAGAAGGGAGUUUGUAUUGGUGCCAUUUCUCCCUUCAGUUACUGAUUAAUGGGAUUCGCGGAAUAAAUUCCCCCUAAUUGAAGGGUGAAAUUAGACCCUUUGUGUAUAUCUGUAUAGAGAUGUGUAUAUGGGAUGUGGUGGCACUUUGCUGAAUGUGAACUUGCCUUGUCAAUGGAAAGAUUGAGAAGUAUUAUGUUUAUUUAUACAUUUGUAUACAUCUAUAUAUACACGUAUGUAUAUGUGUGUGUAUAGAUAAAGCUAUAUACAUAUAUUUCCCUAAAAAUGUGUGUGUAUAAUAGAGAAACACAGCCUUUGUUAAGCAAGAUUAUACAUCUGUGGAAAAUUCUGGAUGAUUCUGUAAGCAGGAGGAGGUGACAGUCAAGAGCCCAUCUUCAUGGCGCGCUCAGACGGAGGAAAUCCUUUGGAUUAUAGUCUUGUUCACGGUGAUUAUAACUGAAUUUCUGUUAGAACUAUUCUUACUUGUCAGUUCUACUAUUCAUCUUCACCACCUUCAAGGUCAAUCUGUCAACAUUUAAAACAUCAUUGUGUUUUUUCUCCUUUAUUGUGUCCAUUUUAGCCAGAAGGAUUUGUGUUAAGUGAGUUUCAUUAAUUUCUCAGUUGCUUCUUUUAAAGAUCUUUAUUUCUAAAAUAUCCCAGAAAAUAUAAGUUUUGAUAAUAUUUUCUAUAGUAAUUUUGAGAAUCAGGCAUUCAUCUUUAUCUCAAAAACAACCAACCAAAAAUCAACAUUUAAACAAAACUCAUUUGAAGAUUUUUACCUAGAUAAUUGAGUCAUUUUACUUAAAUUGAAAAAAUUUGAUUUUAUGAUUGAUACUAUUAUUAGGUUUAUUUCUCUUUUGUUGUCAUUUAAAAAUUUAUCUUACUUUGAUUUAAUCACAAAUUUACCGUUUUGUUUUAAUGGAAAGCAUACAAAGUGACACGUAAGCCUCUUGAAUUUUAUAACUCAUUUUACUCAUGAUGAAACUGCUUUAGUGAAUUCUUGAGCAACAAAUUCCGCUAUAUUUCCUUUUGACUUGUCUCACGUUUGUGACAUUGUUUUAACUUUGCUGCAGCUCUCUAGAAAACUUGCAUCCCUAUCUAUUGUGCCUUUAAAGCUCUUAUGCACACACAGACAAAAGUGUAUUUAUACAUGUUGGAGCAUGUGUACAUAUACUUUCCUGUAUACUCACACAGUAUGUCUUUAGUAUGUAUUGUGGGAGUGGAUACAUAGAUAUUCCAAGGCAAUGAAAUGUUGCUCUCUAGAUAUAUAUGUAUAUAAAGGGUGUUGAUAUACUGUACAUACACAUGUAUAUGUAUGAGUUUUAAAUGGCAAUCUUUUACAUUUAGCAAAAUGCUGCCCCUACUGGAAUAUUAUUACUGCAAUGGCAGUUGUAUGUAAUGAUUUAAAAUACAUUAUCAAAAAUUAUUUAAAGAACAUUUAAAAGUGUCAUCUAAAGACAUCCACACUAUUUAUUUAUCUUUUCCUUGUUUGUUAUUUUUUUUUUCAUUGAAAUAGAGGCUGUCAUUUUUAAAAUGCCACCUUCCCCAUGGGAGGAGCGAGCCAGAGACUCCCGUGAGGAGCCCUGUGCGUUUCCCCUUUCCCUGAGCUAGCGGUGCCCCACAAACCAGCCUGUUUAUUUCGGGUAUAAAGCAGCCCUAAUAUUUCCAUUAGUAUCUGUCAUCCACCAUCUCCUAGAUCAACCGAACUCGCCAGUUUGCCUCUCCUUUCAUUAAUAAAUAAUGAUCAUCCAGAUCAUUUUGCCUGGGGGAAGUUAACUACUCUCUUGCUGCAGGGAAUAUAUCACCUAAUUGUCAUUCUGCCUUGUUCAAAAUUCAACUUUCAGAGAAGGCAGCACACUCAUGAAGCUGCCUUAAACAUGUUUUGCAUUUGUUUAAUUACAGGUCUUCCCAGACAUUUUUUUAAAAAAAAGGAACUCCACGUGUGCAUGCACGUGACAUAGAUUGAAUUCUUACUCCCCACAGCUUCAAGUAUUUUUCAUUAUAUGUCAAUUCGACACACACACCGAAUGAAAGAAUAGUAAGAACUGGUAAAUAUUUUAUUUUGUGAUGAGUUGUCAGCAGAUUGCAUUGUUAAGAUGUUACAGAGAGGAGUGUGUAGAUGGACAAUCCCAAAUGUAAGACAUUACAAAAAACAGUGGCGUCAGAGUACCCCUGAAGACUAAAAUAGAGGUCGGUGUGAGUGAUUUCAGAGUAGCUUAGCUGGAACUUGAUAUCAGAAGCAGCCUUUAACAAAAAGCCUCUUGGCAAUUGUAUGGUACUAACUAGAGUACUGAAGUGUAAGUUGAAACCAAGUUGCAGUGGGAAAUCAAAGGUGAGGUAGCUUAUUUGAAACCAGUAAAUGACAGGUUGCACAGUUUCGAAAUCUCAACAAAGUAACUGCACGGUAGCAAGGACUAGCAGUUCUCAAAAGCCCAUCUUUCUCAGUGUUCUCAUUUACCUUGGCACACAAGUAUGUUUAACAGUCCAUACAUUACAAAUAUUUACAAACAAAAGUUGCUUAAAGGGAACUUACAAACUGAGAGUCUUCUCUGUAUAUGUGGUAAUGGUGGCCGGGAGCUCAGUUAUGUGCACAAAGGCUAGGAGCCACUGGAUCUGCGCAGCCUGCGGGAGUGAGAUGAGACUGGCAGGUCUCGGUGGGAGCUGCCCAGUCCUGAAGGAAAGGUGUAUCUGCGGCGUUGGGGGUAGUGUUGCUGGGGAAAUGGGCUUUUGGUUUGUAAUUUCCCUUUAAACAAGAAGAGAUGGCUCACAUUUUCCAUAUAUAUCUCAAUGAAUGUACUGUA